UAUAUCUGCGACAGACGGAUGAACGCAAGCCUUCCUGCUGUCGUGUCCAUAAUUUGACUGCCUAACAUUUCCCAGCAUUCAACAUACAAAAUGGCGGAAGAGAUCCAGAUGGACAACAAUUCGUUUGAAAACGUGACGACGGAUGCGCCCUUCCUCCUUGACCUGACGGUCUCGUUUCCGAUACGAUACGCUGUUCCACUUUUAGGAUACUUCUCUCCGGUGUUGAUCCUCAUUACACUGGUUACAAAUACUCUGGUUGUGAUCGUGCUUCUCAAGAAGCACAUGCGUUCUCCCACUAACGCCAUUUUGGCGGGAAUGGCCCUGUCUGACAUGUUUACUGGGCUGUUUCCCUUGCCUGUAUUUCUGUAUUUUUUCGGUUUGGGCAAUUAUAAAGAAUAUAUCCCGUAUAAGUGGUGCUACACAUACAAGUAUAUGUCUGAGCUGAUUCCGACUAUCUUUCACACCGCCUCAAUCUGGCUCACCAUGGCGCUUGCAAUACAGCGGUAUAUUUACAUUUGUCAUAGUUUCAAGGCCCGGAAGUGGUGCACAAUCACUAACGUGCUUUACGGCACGUUGGCAAUAUACGUCAUAGCUAUUUUGAGCCAAAUUUCACGAUUCUUUGACUCUACCUACCAGCCGUUUAUAGUGCCGUCUCGUCUGGACCCAAACCAGACGAUUGUCGCAUGUGAAGAGGCAUUAAUGCCAUGGGUGCGAGAUAACCCGGAUGUAUAUUAUAACGUUUAUUACUGGUUCAGAGUAAUAUGUAUACAUCUAAUUCCGUGCACAUUUCUUGUGGUUCUCAACGCUUUGCUCAUCUCGGCCAUGCGCUCUGCGCAACUUCGUCGGAUGCAGCUACUGAAACAGAAUAAAAAGAGUGAGAGCAAGAAACUAAAGGACAGUAACUGUACCACACUCAUGCUUGUGGCUGUGGUGGGUUUGUUUCUGCUGGUAGAGCUGCCUCUCGGCAUAAUUAUCAUUGUAAACAUUAUGGACAAUACAUUUGAACUAGGAAUAUUUUCUGACGCUGAGAAAUACGGUAUCAUGAACUUGAUAUCGAAUUUCUUCAUUUUGUUGAGUUAUCCGUUGAAUUUUUUUAUUUACUGCGGGAUGUCUCGGCAGUUCCGGGAAACUUUCAAGCGGAUGUUCACAGGGGCGCCCAUGCCCAUCGACCGUGAUUGUUCCCAGUACAUGACACUACCAACGGAAAACGGUAAGACAGCCCUGACGACCGACGAAACAGCUCUUUAGGAUCAACAAGUUUUAUCCAGUCAAACGCGUCGUCUGUUGUCGACGUUGCGUGAUAUCCGGAUAAACAUAUCGUCGACAUGUAUGCGCAAGCCAAUCUUGACGCAUAGGAAAUGAGCCGUUUUCACCUCUCCCAGAAUGUUGUGCUUGUUUUCAAUUCCUUGCGUUAGGCUUGUUAUUCGCGCCAGCGUGAGGUCAGCGACAUGACCGUAGACUAUUAACAACCGUUUCCGUGAAUGUUAGACAAACGUCGUAAACAUCUAAAGUUCAAGACGGAAUGAUCGCUGCUCCUACGGUGACGUUAUGCGGUAAAGACGUAAAGGGUGUUCGUUAUACGGCCUCUCUUUCUCUCUAUGUACGUUGAUAUUGGCCCUAAAAGUUGCCUAUGGGUCUAGUCACUGGCAUCAACAUCAGACAUCAGUGUUUCAAAAGUCUCAAAAAGGAUGAAAGAAGCACAGUGUAAGAUUUCGGCGAAAUGAUUGAAACCCUUAAUGCAUCCCUGUGAAAUGCCACAUGUACCCUUGGAAUGAUAAAAAUCGGCUCAUACGUUGGACUACAAUAGUAACACAUGGUGAAAUGCUUUAUCACUAGAGGUAUUGCACUGUUAGAUUUCAAAUAUUCUAGCCGGAAUAUCAACCAAACAUGUGUAGCCGUCUGAAACUCAAACACUCAGCAAUGAUUGACAAAGUUUUCGUUGUGCACGUGCUCAUCUCAAUGCGCUCAACGCAGGAUUAAAACUAUUGACCCUCUCUGUCAUUUUUGAAAACAAAGUUAUGUUUUUGCGUGUAUCGUUGAAAUGGAAGCUGGUCUACGAUGACGUUAUUGGCUACGAUCACUUUUAUUUUUGUACAUAUUUUUUGUCACAAUCAUAAUACGUUACAUGUAUAUAAUCGACCUGCAAAACGCUGGACGUUGAAUGUGUUGUAGAUUUGUGAUUUACAAAGAAGUCGCAUUAUAAUGAGCAAGUUAAGAAGAAAAGUGAAAAAUAGUGCGUUAUGGAGCAGUUAAAAGAAAAGGCGUAAACUGUUCCCGUGAACUAUGAUAUUGUGACUGAUUAAACAACUAGUAUAUUGGUUUUCAUAUAUUUCGUAGAAUUAAAAUAUUCUCGUGAGUUAUCGCACAUUCUCACAUGUACUCACGUGGGUCAAUUAGAUCUCGUGUUUUAUUGUAUCAUGAAGCUGUGUACAAUCUUAAGAACUCUAUCAUUCAUGAGAUAACUCAUAUUGACAUUAAGCGAGAUUAUGAAAUAAAUUUGAAUUUGUAUAUAAACUGUGCCCAUCCCAUUGCAAAUGUCAUCGCUUGAAAAAAAAAACGCGUUUAAAUUACAAAAUUUUAUUAUACUGAUAUUGUU
Mizuhopecten yessoensis (Yesso scallop) is the source of this 2596-nucleotide messenger RNA. RefSeq names its product sex peptide receptor-like. The coding region runs from base 91 to 1248 and encodes 385 amino acids. Gene Ontology annotation, biological process: G protein-coupled receptor signaling pathway. The record is from RefSeq and is a predicted model, not a curated record. NCBI's taxonomy places the organism in Eukaryota, Metazoa, Mollusca, Bivalvia, Pectinida, Pectinidae. Gene Ontology annotation, molecular function: G protein-coupled peptide receptor activity. The transcript has 2 exons. Gene Ontology annotation, cellular component: membrane.